UCGGCUCCACAUGGCACGCCGUCCAGUGUCCCGAUAAUGCUGUCGUCUCGUCCCUUUACGCGGAGAACACGCAGCCUCGCACUCUACUGGACUGGCUCGCCGGUAUUCGCGCUGCUGGCGGUGGCGCCUCCUGGCGCGCUGCUCUCCCUGGACCUCCUUCCGUUCUGCUCGCCCGCCUUCUUCCUCGCGAUCGGUGGUUGGGCAUCCGCCACGACUCUCUGGCUGGCAGGAAUACUGGGCUUGUGCAUGGCGACUUCUUCGCGGCGCGUGGCACCUCGCCUAGGAGGGCGCUCCCGGGCCUCCCAGCAGAACGCUUCGCCUUUCGGUCCACCCUCGCCGUCUCCUCCUCCGCCGUCGGCCGAGCAUGAGCAGCUCGACGGCGCUGGCGCGCCAUCGCCGCCGCUUACUGCAGGUGAGGCUGGGUGGGGCCGCUGGUCACUGCGCGGAUCUGCGCUGCGCUUCGAGCUGCGCGUGCCGAAUCUGACGCGUGCGGCGGACGUGCGGUGCGAGUGCCUCGCCGGCCUCCUCGACGUGCGCGUGAAAGACGCGCAGCUGCUCGAUGGUCGGCUUGUGGCCGGGCCAUGGUUCGGGCCCUCUCAGGUGCAGCCGAUCGAGCUCAGGUGGCUGCUCGAUACGUCGGCGGAGGGCGAGAGGUCGCUCUGCGUCGACGUGCCGGUUCAGGGGUGGACGCCGCCGGAGCAGGGGUGGAGCCCUCGGAGUGGAAGGCUGCGGCGGCGCGGCUCGAGCGCAGCGGCCCGGCCGCCACCGACGGCCAUCUUCCGGUCGCUCCGCGUGGCUGGGGAGGUGGUUGGCGAGCCGCUCCUGGUCCUGGGCAGGCAAAGGAGCAUCUCGAGCCAGUCGCUCGCACUCAAGCGCCUCGAAGAGUCGAGCAGCCCGGGCUCCUCUCUUUUUGUGCGAAUUUGGUUCUUCUUUUCUAGGCGCCUCAAGCUUGUCAGUUUGGCGCGGCUGGAGGAGGCGUUCGCGGCGAGGCCCGCCGGCCUCGUCCUCUCGCAGCUCUUCUCGACGGACGAGUUCCUCUUCGAGGCGGACAGCGAGACGGCCGACUUUGCGCUGGUGUCCUACCGGCAGGCGCGGGCCACGCCCGACGACGGCACGACGAUGGACGAGCGCACCCUCAGGGCUGUACUGCUCAAGGCGAGGGAGGCGGGUGUAGCGGCGCUCUGGAUGGACGCGUGGUGCUUCCGCUUCGCCGGCGAGUACGUCCACGAGGACUUUUGCGCGCUCCUCUCGCACGUCGUGCGGGCGGUCCGCGCCGUGAUUUGGGUCCCUCUCAGCCGGGCGAACACGGCGCCUUCGUUUCAGUUCCGGAUGUGGUGUACCUUUGAGGCGGCCGUCGUCGAGCACCGGCAGCUACCCGUCUUCAUUGCGGGCGAGCUGACGGCCUCGCAGCGGCGCCUGGCCCGCCUCGGCCCUCGCAUCUUUGCGCUCCCCUGCCUCGAGCCGCGCGCGACGCUCGCGGAGCUGCGCAUCCUCUCGACCUUCAACGUGUGCUUCCUCUUCAUGGCGAUCGCGUGUCCGCUCGCCCUGCUGCCGCUCUUCUUCAUGUCCCGCUCGGCUGCGCUGGCCGAGCUGGUGCCCGCCCUCGGUCGCCAGUUCGCCCUAGCGCGCAACGGGCAGCGGGUGCUGCGCACGCUGCUCCAGGCCUCCCGAGAGGCGGACAGCCGCAUGGAGGCGCUCGGCAGCACAGACGCUGCGGCGACGCAGGCCCAGCGCGCGGGCAACGUGCUCGAGCUGCUGCGAGAUCUGCCGUGGAUCCCCGCCUACGACCGCCGCGACGCUCUCGUCAUCGCCGAGGUGCUCAUGGUCCUGUACGAGGUGCCGCCGCGCAAGCUCGCGGCGGUCAUACAGAUCCAGGCCCUGUGGCGCGGCUCCCGUGAGAGGGCGGCGCGAAUGGCGCGGCUCUCCGCCGGCGCCGCCUCCUCCUUCCUCUCCGGCCUGCAGAGCGAGGACAGCGUCCAGAGGAGUCGGGUCAGCCAGGCGGGAGGCCGCUCGCUGGAGAGGGUCGGGACCGGGGCCAGUGAGCGCAGCCUGCAGAGCAGUCUGGCCAACCAGAGCCACAGCAGGGGACAGAGCCGCAGCCAGCGCAGACAGCGUGCGGUUUGGUCGCCGCUCUGGUCUGAGGCCCUCGCGUGGGACCGCGUCUCGUCCGACGAGUUUCUGCGCGCGCUGGCGCUCUCCCUCUUCGUCUCUGCGCGGCAGGCGCGCUCAGGCGGCGACUGGCCCUUCACCAAUGGUGGAGAGGGGGUGCUGCUCGAGGAGUGGCUCAAUCAGGCCGGACACCGUAUGCCGCCGCCCGCCACUGCCAGCUGCGCCGCCUCCGUGUCCUUGGUGGAGCUCGAUCGCUUCGGCUGGCGGGUGCGCUCUGGCGACUCGCACCUACUGAGCACCCCGCUGGGCAAGCUGCAGGUUCCAGCGAGCCGCGCGUCUGCAAGCGUCAGCCUCGCCGACGCGUCGCCGGUGCCCGAGAUGAGCGCGCUCGCCCAGACGGCGGCGCUCCUCUUCUUCGCCGCGGUCUUCUCCCUCUACUUUGUCGACCUCUUCACCGAGCUCAUCAUCAACGCCGUCGGGUCGCGGGCGCAUGGCUGGAGCCGCGUGCCCGAGGCGCUCCUCGCAGCUCUGGACGCCCUCCUCGUCGUCGUGGCCGCCUGCACCAUCUGGCUGCCGGCUGCGCUCUGCACGUGGCGACUACGCGCCGUGCCGCAUGACUCGCUCGCCGCGGUCUUCUCCCCUCGCGAGCGCGAGUCCGCCAUGGCCCUCCUCACGCCGUACGUGAUCGUCCCGGCCGUCCCGUCCAGCUUCGUGGCCAUCCUCCUCGUCGUGAUUGCUUGGGCGGAACGGCAGCCGCUCUCCUCGGAUCACCUCACGGUGGACACGUGCCUCCCCGGCGGACUCCAGCCCGCGCUCCUCGGCGGCGUCCUCGCGCUGCUCGUCGCGAUCAACGCCGUGGCGGCUGUCUCUGCCUUCUCGCUCGCCUACCACCGCUGGGCACGCCACGUCCGUGAAGGCCGCCCCGAUGCGCCAGAGUUGGCGUUCCUGACAUUCCGACGCACUGAUGGCGGGAGGUCGAGCGGGGUGGUCUAGUUGUGAGUGCUGUGUGGUGUGUGACAAUUAGAAGUUCAUAUGGGCCACAGCGGUCAGGGCGCGCGAGUGCCGAGUCGC
Molecule: messenger RNA, 3180 nt
Organism: Emiliania huxleyi CCMP1516
Lineage: Eukaryota; Haptophyta; Isochrysidales; Noelaerhabdaceae
Exons: 5
Coding region: 37-3102 (1021 amino acids)
Molecular function (GO): protein binding
Source: RefSeq, a predicted model, not a curated record